Messenger RNA from Penaeus chinensis, 2138 nucleotides. Its product is annotated as Krueppel-like factor 2. Gene Ontology annotation, molecular function: DNA-binding transcription factor activity, RNA polymerase II-specific; RNA polymerase II cis-regulatory region sequence-specific DNA binding. The record is from RefSeq and is a predicted model, not a curated record. Gene Ontology annotation, biological process: regulation of transcription by RNA polymerase II. Bases 204 to 1331 code for a protein of 375 amino acids. The transcript has 2 exons. NCBI's taxonomy places the organism in Eukaryota, Metazoa, Arthropoda, Malacostraca, Decapoda, Penaeidae.
CCUCCUCCGCGUUCUUAGCCUCCCGUUCAUCGCUCAAGUGAACCGUUGAACUUUGCCUCUUCGGAUCUCCGUUUCAAGAACCAGUUUUGUGAACUUUUUGGAAAGAGAGAAAGAAAGAAAAGGCGGCAUUGCUAUCUCCCACCUUUUUUUGAGGGGGUCUCUUUUCUUUGAUUUUUGAACACUUCGUCCCCGUGGCCUUUUGCAUGGUGCUGCGAGGCCCCCACAAGUCGGAGAUCAUGGCGGACUACCUUGAUAUGUGGCAAGACAUAGAGACGGUGCUGCUUGGAGACAUCAAACAGUCGAUCCCAGAAGCAGCCACCUCGCCCUUCACGCCCACAAACACGCAGCAAGUGCAGCCGCCCACGCCCCAGCAGCCUCCCCCUCCGCCCUCGUCCGCACAGCUCCCCAACCCGCAGGCGACUCCCCCUCAGUCCCUCCUUCCGCCUUCGCCUUCGUCAGUGUCCGCCCUGCCCACAUGCGCCCCUGCCCAGGUCACGGCGGCCAGCCACCACCAGCACCACCUCAGCAGCACAGUGCCAGGCGCGUCCUCGUGCCACCCGGAGCCCCGCACGCUCUCGCCGCCGUCAGGAGAGACGUACCCGGCGUCAUUGGGCACGCUCUACCCCCCUCCGUCGCCGUAUCCCAUCCACCAGUGGCGAAUCAAGAGCGAAUACGUGGGAGAGCAGAUCGUGCCCGAGGCCAGCUGGGACUACAAGGAGGGGACCUACUGGACGGAGUACUACCCCUCCAACGACCCCUCCGGCAUGCAGCAGUACGGCUACUUCCCCUCCACCCCCCCUUACCCGGCCGACCUCUAUCCUUCCCCGGGAUCGGCGCCUCCUGCUUACCAGCCCUCCCUGCCCACCAGCUCUGCCAACCCCCUGCUGACCCCUCCCUCCUCCCCGUCUCUGCUGGCAGGGCAAGUGCCAGGGGGCAUGGCAGGCGCGGUGCCCCCCAACUGCCUCCCCGUGUCGCUCCCGCACGGCUUCCCGACGAUGGCCCCGCAGCAGGCGCCGACGAAGCCCAAGACACGCCGCCGCAGGACCUGGACGCGCCGCAAGGCCAUCGUGCAUACCUGCUCGCACAACGGCUGCGCCAAGACGUACGCCAAGUCGUCGCACCUGAAGGCGCACAUGAGGACGCACACGGGCGAGAAGCCGUACACGUGCGACUGGAAGGGCUGCGGCUGGCGCUUCGCGCGCUCCGACGAGCUCACGCGCCACUACCGCAAGCACACGGGCGACCGCCCCUUUCAGUGCCGCCUGUGCGAGCGCGCCUUCUCGCGCUCCGACCACCUCAGCCUGCACAUGAAGCGCCACAUGGCGCUCUGAGCGACGCGCGAGUCCCUCUCGAAGGCUCAAGUGGGACUUCCGAGUGCCGAUUCCGUCUCUGUUGCUCGCAGCGCCGACAAGAGUGCCUAAACACGAGUGCCUAACCUUUAACAGCGUCCUCACCAAGUGCCAUAUGUACUUAGCCUUAAGCACACCACCAAUAACCCCGAAAGCAAGCAGAAUAAAAACCUCAGCUUCAGUCAACGAAGUGCCAAAAAGAGAGCAGAUAGUGCCACGACUACCUCUUCCCCAGGGCACACUUCGCAGGUCCUCCUCACGCCUCCCGAAGGCUUCAGGAACUUCCCCUUCAGAAUAGCCUCCACGUCCUAUCCCUUUGCAUCAGGAGACGCCCUUCGCGGUAUAGAUAUAUAUAUAAAAGUGAUAUGAUCUCGCAGUUUUUAUUAUUUUUUCAAUAUAUUUUUAUUUUUGUACUUUUUCUUUCAAAGUAGCAAAAGUUCUCUGUGGUUUUCCCAUGUUCUCCUCAUCUUCCCCGUCGCGAGAAUGAAGAUGGAGAAUGACGGAAUGCGGAACAAACAGCAAUUGUAUUCUUUUUAUGACGAACAUAUCUUUCCUUCUUUAUAAUCGACAAACAUAUAUAUUUUAUAUAAAUGUUAAACAUUGUUGAUCAAAUUUCACCCAGUGAUUUGUUUCUUUGUAAUAGGUUAAGUCUUUAAUGUUUGGAUUUUCUAGUCAUACAAAGGGCAUUUUGUUUCGCCCCAGCAAUGGUAUGCCUUGUGUACAUAGCUUGUAUAUAUGCCUUUUUGUACCGUUCAUUUUUAUAGAAUAAAAUAAAAUGAUUUCUUAUUA